UGGUCAGCGUUCAAUGUUUCUCUUUCUUUUCAUCUUUUGGCCAAUAGCGUGCCUGCUUCAUGACGAACUUUCACUACCUAUAAAGAUGUUUCUGUCAGUCUGAGAUGAAAAAAUAAAGUGUUGGACACUUUAUAAGUUCAUUAUUGAAUCACUGGGAGCGUCUGGAAUAUGAAUGACAAACAUGUUUCACACGAUCUCGUUUAAAAACAUGUUCUUUAUAGAGGCAGUGAUUAUCGGGAUUAUUUUUCACUCUUGUGAUGCGCAUCAAGAGAAACACAAUGUCUACUACAGGUUUACAGUCCUGACUAAAGCAUUCCCAUUCCCUCCGUUCAGUGCUGUGGGAGUGUGUGAUGACAGAGAGUUUGCUCACUACAGUAAAGAAGAUGAAGGCUGGAUAAGAGCAAAUGUGAAUAAACAUGACAGGACCGAACCUCUUCCAGAACCAUAUGAAUCUAGAGACUGGUACAAAGAUCUGCUGAAGACUCUGUCAAACUGCCCAAACAGUUUCCCACUUUGUUCUGAGCUUCAUGUUCUUCAGAGAAUAAUUGGCUGUGAACUGGAGAAACUUCCUGAUGGAACAGUCAAGAGUCUGACAGCCUAUGAUGAAUAUGGAUUUGAUGGAGAGGAUUUUAUAUCCUUUAAUUUUGACACUAUGCAGUGGAUUGACAAAAGCCCCAAAGCCAAAGAAACUAAAGAAGAUUGGGAUCAUCAAACAGCACGAAACCAAAUCCUUGAGUAUUUCCUCAAGAUCUGCAUGAACUGGAUCUCCACAUAUAACAACACGCAUAUGAGUCGACCAGAUGUUCAUGUCUUUGCACUGAAAGCUGCUCCAGUUGACCAAAAUAAGCAAAAACUGACGUGUCUGGCCACUGGUUUCUACCCCAGAGAUGUUCAGAUGAACAUUAGAUUGUACAGAAUUAAUCUUGAGGAUCAAACAUCUUCUGGAAUCAGAGCAAAUGAUGAUGGAACCUUCCAGAUGAGAAUCAGUGUGAAGAUCAACAGAAAUUAUAAAGGAUCUUAUGACUGUCUGGUCAUUCACAGCAGUCUGACUGAACCAGUUACAGUAGUCUGGGAUGGAAAAUGUUCUAACUGUGAACCAGAACCUCGAUGGGAUGUUGGAGCAGUAGCAGUAGUUCUCCUUCUCACUGUGAUUGUGAUUGUGAUUGUGAUUUACUUCAUCUACAAAAGGAAAAAAUCAAAUGAUCUGAAGAGAAGCAGGCACAAUUAUGGCUCAAUGGUUGUUCGGUCACAAAAUGAUCAGUCAGAAGAUGAUCAGUAAAGACUGUAAUAGAGAAGAUUAUUAUGAUGAGGACCACAUAUCAUCAUCUACACACAGGUAUCUCCACAUCACAUUCACUGUCUUUCUUUAUGCAAUGAGAGUUGGAGAAAUCAAAUCAAAAUCAGUCCAAACUGCAGCAGGUACAGACUCCAGUGGAUCAGCAGUGUUUUAAUUAAUUGUUUUAAUCAGUAAUGUUACAUUGAUGUGUGUCCCUGUUGUGUUCCUGUAGCUCAGCUAACGGUGACCACAUUGUUAGUAGUGCCAUUGUUUGAUUCCCGGAGAAAACAUGUAUUGAUCAAAUGUACAGCUUGAAUACUUUGUAAGUCUUUUUGAUAAACUGUCUGAUAAAUGCAUUAAUGUGCCUCUUUGGCCAAUGUGUUCUUCAAUGCAAUAAAUGAAAUACAUGUCUUAA
Messenger RNA from Megalobrama amblycephala (Wuchang bream), 1691 nucleotides. Its product is annotated as zinc-alpha-2-glycoprotein-like. Gene Ontology annotation, biological process: immune response. NCBI's taxonomy places the organism in Eukaryota, Metazoa, Chordata, Actinopteri, Cypriniformes, Xenocyprididae. Gene Ontology annotation, cellular component: external side of plasma membrane. The record is from RefSeq and is a predicted model, not a curated record. The transcript is spliced from 6 exons. Bases 173 to 1279 code for a protein of 368 amino acids.